UCAGCUGCUCAUCGGAGCCAGGGCGCGCGGCCUGCUGAUUCUUGUAUUUUUUGCCCUCUGUCGUUUAUGGAGAGUGUGGAGAGGAAGAUGAGUGGACGCUCUUUGGUUGGCGGCACUGGUGACGCCUCUCCCGUUCCUCUUUGGAGGGGCCCUUUUGGAAAUAAAGCUGGUGAGGCAACGCAUGGAGGCUUCUCCGGGCUAAAGUUAGCCUUGGCCCGCGGGCCGCCAGAACAGGGGCCAGAGGAAGAGAUAGCCAUGGAGGACAGCCCCUCUAUGAUUAAAGAGGACCGGGGUAGAAACCAGACUUCACCAUGUGGAAGGAGAAGGUGCUUUCCCAAGGCUCUUGGCUAUGUCACUGGUGAUAUGAAAGAAUUUGCCAGCUGGCUUAAAGACAAACCCAUAGUGCUCCAGUUCUUGGACUGGAUUCUUCGGGGCAUAUCCCAGGUGGUUCUCGUCAACAACUCCAUCAGUGGAAUCCUGAUUCUGGUGGGACUCCUGGUCCAGAACCCCUGGUGGGCUCUCUGUGGCUGUAUGGCAACGGUGGUCUCCACCCUGACAGCCUUGAUCCUCAGUCAGGACAGGUCAGCGAUUGCAGCCGGGCUGCACGGCUACAAUGCCACCCUCGUGGGAAUACUCAUGGCUGUCUUUUCAGAGAAGGGAGACUAUUUCUGGUGGCUGUUACUCCCUAUAGCUGCUAUGUCCAUGACUUGUCCACUUUUAUCAAGUGCGUUGGGCUCCAUGUUCAGCAAAUGGGACCUCCCUGUCUUCACCCUUCCCUUCAACAUGGCAUUGUCCAUGUACCUUUCGGCCACGGGACAUUACAAUCCGUUCUUCCCAAGCAUAUUGUUCACACCUGUAACCUCGGUUCCCAAUGUCACCUGGUCUGACCUCAGUGGCCUGCAGUUACUGAAAUCCCUGCCUGUGGGUGUUGCUCAGAUAUAUGGUUGUGACAGUCUGUGGACAGGGCUCAUUUUCCUAUGUGCCGUCCUACUUUCCUCCCCACUCAUGUGCCUGCAUGCUACAAUCGGAUCGUUGGUGGGGAUAACAGCAGCACUCAGUCUUUCGGCUCCAUUUAAGGACAUCUACUUUGGACUCUGGGGUUUCAACAGCUCUCUGGCCUGCAUUGCAAUUGGAGGAAUGUUCAUGGCGCUCACCUGGCAAACCCACCUCCUGGCUCUCGCCUGUGCCCUGUUCACUGCCUACCUGGGAAUCAGCAUGUCACACCUGAUGGCUGUGUUCGGACUGCCGUCUGCCACCUGGCCCUUCUGUUUGGCCACACUACUGUUCCUCUUGCUGACCACGAAAAACCCCCACAUCUACAAGAUGCCCCUCAGUAAAGUCACUUACCCUGAAGAAAACCGCAUCUUCUACCUGCAAGCCAAGAAAAGGAUGGUCGAAAGCCCUCUGUGAGAGCGACCUUCAUCCGCAGCCAUGGUCACAGCCAUUUCUGAUUGACUGCCCCAGUUGUCUUCCAGAACUUCAGCGCAUCAUUGUUUUUUCGCUGGUAACCACUUUCCUACUAACCCAUCGCCAUCUGUCCUUAUGCUCACUUUGUAAUUUUCUUUUAGACUUCAGGAACAUCCCCAAACAUGAGAGACACACCCAGACCAUGUGCUCUGGCUAUGGAAUUUUAAACCUUCAUGGGGUGUUGGCAAGAAGACUGUAAUAUAUUUAUAAAGCCAAAAUGCUCCAGCAGAAGGAGGAACUGAGACUGGAGCUAAUUAUUGAUAUUUAUUGAUAUUUUUGAUGUUUGGUUGGCUAGAUGGUGUUAACAGUAUUAAAAAUUAAACUCUAUAAAGCAACUAAGCCUUAAGGAAAUGGAAUUCAUGGUCAUAAAAUCAAAGUCAACCCAGAAAUCUCAGAUGAGCUGUUUGGAUUGUGAAAAGUCAAUGCAAGUUACACAUUGCAGCCUGGGUCAACACGGCAGGGGGGCGGCCGAUUGCUGAGCUGGCUCCCCGACUCCUCUGCCAGCAGCCUCUGGGUUGUCAUGCAGAUUUCACUUACUGGAGAUGGUUGGUUUUUUCAGGGUGACAGAGCUGCAUUAGGGAGAAAGGGUUUUUGUCAGUCAAAAUUAUUCUGUAUUGUUACUUUUCUUGGAGAUUGCAAAGGAUUUUUUUAGGUGGAGUUUAUUCUCUUUUUCUUGUGAGAAUGGAUUCGUCUUCAGUGAGAUAAAAUAAGGGAAGUUCUUGGCUUAAUCAGUUCCUAAAUAGUAUAGAAAAGUUACAUUUCUUUUUUAGGGUUUUUUUUUUUAAUUGUCUUUUACAGAAAGGAAGGAAGAGAAA
Messenger RNA from Miniopterus natalensis, 2282 nucleotides. It is a transcript of the gene SLC14A1, whose product is annotated as solute carrier family 14 member 1 (Kidd blood group). Gene Ontology annotation, biological process: urea transmembrane transport. Gene Ontology annotation, molecular function: urea transmembrane transporter activity. NCBI's taxonomy places the organism in Eukaryota, Metazoa, Chordata, Mammalia, Chiroptera, Miniopteridae. The record is from RefSeq and is a predicted model, not a curated record. Gene Ontology annotation, cellular component: membrane.